AUGCAGGGUUUGGGACGUAAUGGACCACGUUCCAAGAGUGGUUGUAGUACCUGCCGCCGUCGCAAGGUCAAGUGCGGUGAAGAGAAACCAGUUUGCGCAAGAUGUUCAUCCCUUCGCCUCAAUUGCGAAUGGGGUGUCCCAGUGAAGCGUGGGCGAAGCACGCAAAUCCGACAACUUGAACCUGCACCGGGAACCUCCGAACAGCCUAAAGCCGAGGACCUUACCGGGUAUCAGCCAGGUGCCCUUUUCACAAGUCUCUCACCGGUCUCUUGGGAAUCUGACGCUCUUUCCUUUGACACAUUCAAUCCGGCACCAAUUCCGACCCCCAUAUACCCUUCUUUGAACGUCAAUGUCGCGUGCGCCAAUUCGUUGACACUCACGUCUCUUGAUCGGCAAUACUUCCAGUAUUUCCCUUCUUCCUCGCUCGUAUUUUACUACAUGAAGAGAUGGAGGUGGAGCAGCUUAUGCCAUCUUUACGAAGGGCCAGCUGCAUCUAAUAGAGUCAUUAUGCGGAUGAUACUAGCGUUAAGCGCAUGUGAUAUGCAUCGCAAUGGGCUGAUUGUGCGCUCUCGGGAUCAUGGCCGGUAUCAUUACAGCCAAGCGGUCAAAGAAUUUAGGCAAUUGCUCGAGACGCCGCGCCAGGUUUCCUUGGAUGAUGUCGAGACCGUUUUUGCCACUGUAUUUUUGAUGAUAGCUUGGGAGUGGCAGUUUGGACACUCAGUACGCCAUCUUCAACUCCACCUGCAGGGCGUACGCUCACUUUUGGAAACGCACCCGCAACUAUUCCGCAUCAAAGAUGUGAAUGAUAUGUUCUCCCCUCCCGGAUCCAAUACAUUGACUAGUGGCACCGUGACCAUGGCCAAGGUCUCGUUCAUUCCGGAGCAGCUUUUGUUGUGGAUUCUAUAUAUCGAUGCUAGCUGUCGUCCCAUUGGUCUUACGGAGUCACUCAACGAUUAUGUGGCCCAGUCUGGGAAUCCCGCUUUACAACCGGACCAUCUUCAUCGCUGUGCUCGUCUCUGGGGCCGAUGCUUUUGGGGCGAGCAGUAUCCCGAUGAGGAAGUUCUGGACGACAUUGAAAACUAUAGAGCUCUAGAGCUGUUGCAUGCGGGAUUCUGCCUACGCCAUCGAACUUGGAAUGUCCUCAUCAAAUCCGCGGCUGGUACCGCCGAGUCCGCAGAACCCCUUUCCCGGGAGAUCCUUAACACUAGAGAAAAAUUCUCCGACCUUUUCAUCACCGCAAGAUUUGCCGGUAGUGUUUCCGCUCGACGUACGCUCAAUACCAUAUACAUGGCCGUUUCUACCUUUUACGGCCAGGUUCUCCUCCACCGUCGGCUUCUCUGCGUCGAUGCUUUGCCCCUAAGAAUUCACCAUCAAGCCACGACAGGAAUCAUUGAUAUUUGUCAAAAACAGUUUUGGUCUGAUCCGAAGCUCCUUAGGCGUUUACACUGGCCGCUGUUGAUGGCAGUGAUUGAAACCAAUGAUAUAACACAUCAAAGGUGGCUACGUCAUCGUCUAUGGGAACUGCGUGAAUUUCAUUCCGAGUUUGUUUGGGCGCAUGAUGUGGCCGAGCAGAUCCUAGCCCAACAAGACGUAAGCCAGGGACGAUAUGUCAAUCUAGCCGAACUUUUACUAAAGCGUUUUCAUGCGCAGUGA
This is a messenger RNA of Penicillium hordei, 1653 nucleotides long. RefSeq names its product Zn(II)2Cys6 transcription factor. The transcript is spliced from 6 exons. The record is from RefSeq and is a predicted model, not a curated record. NCBI's taxonomy places the organism in Eukaryota, Fungi, Ascomycota, Eurotiomycetes, Eurotiales, Aspergillaceae. Bases 1 to 1653 code for a protein of 550 amino acids. Gene Ontology annotation, molecular function: DNA-binding transcription factor activity, RNA polymerase II-specific; zinc ion binding. Gene Ontology annotation, biological process: regulation of DNA-templated transcription.